Tetrapisispora phaffii CBS 4417 is the source of this 1269-nucleotide messenger RNA. RefSeq names its product hexokinase (gene NGK1). Gene Ontology annotation, biological process: glycolytic process; glucose 6-phosphate metabolic process; intracellular glucose homeostasis. Gene Ontology annotation, molecular function: glucokinase activity; fructokinase activity; mannokinase activity. Gene Ontology annotation, cellular component: mitochondrion; cytosol. The transcript has a single exon. Bases 1 to 1269 code for a protein of 422 amino acids. The record is from RefSeq and is a predicted model, not a curated record. Lineage: Eukaryota; Fungi; Ascomycota; Saccharomycetes; Saccharomycetales; Saccharomycetaceae.
AUGACGGUUAACUCUAGGAUAGUUGGCGAAGUGAGAAAAAAGUUUAUACCGAAGGAUGAUGCUGCAGAAUUGAAGGUUAAAUUUUUGGCAGAACUGGAAUGGAGAUUGCAAAAUAGUAAAUAUUCUAUGCUGCCUAGUAGAUUGGUGCAUGGUUCUAUCAAAGCCCCUAAUAGCAAUAAUAGAUACAUAUCUAUUGAUUUUGGAGGCACAACUUUGAAAAUUGCUAUUAUGAAAUACGACUCAGAUGAGAAAAACUUUGAGAUAGCAUACCAAAAUUCAAUGAACAUAACAUCUAAAAUAGUUGACUGGAAGUUUUUUGAAGAAUUAGUGUUCUGGAUAUGCCAACAAUUAAACGAACAAUGCGAUUUCAGUAAUGAGUUAACAUUUUUAAUAUCCACAACAUUUAGUUCCCCAUUGGAUGAUAAUAAUAAAAUUGUUUCAAUGGGUAAAGGGUUUGAAUUAAUGGAUGAACUUAAGGAUAUCUCACUUAAUGCUAUUUUAAAAAAAUUGUUUAAUAAAUAUAAAUCAAAUAACAUUGCAUUCACUAAUGCUCGCUUUCAAAUAUGUGAUAUCAUUAAUGAUUCUGUCGCCGUAUACAUCACUGGAAAAUUCACAUGUCUGAAAUCCCAAAUUGCGCUUAUAUUAGGCACUGGUCUUAAUAGUUGUUUUGAAUUACCAAAUUUUAUGUUACCAGAAUAUAAAGCACAACACUAUGAUAUUGAAACAAGCCAAAAAGUGAUAAUAAAUGCAGAAGCAGGCUUUUUGGGGAAAGACUUUAUAAAAUUAUCUCGAUUUGAAAAAGGAUUUGAGCUUGAUAAUUUAAAUAUGCCUAUGGAAUUUAUUACAUCAGGGAAAUAUAUACCAUCAUCUUUUCUAAGGUUGUUGACGUACUAUAAUAUUCCAAUUUCUAAAGAAAUAGAAUUUGAUGGCUCUACUUUUGGUGCUAUUAUAAAUGGAAAUUCAAAUAUAACAUCUUCUGAAUUCAAAAACGUAUGUAGAGAAUUGGCUCUACUAUAUCUUGAAAGAGCUUCCAUAUAUUUGGUGGCAAUGCUAGAAGGAAUUUUAGAGUUAACUAAUAAUUCCACAACUGUGGAAUCCGACACAGUAAAUAUCGGUUAUGUUGGCUCCUUUUUAGCUAAUAUUGAAGAAUACAGAAACAUGGUUGAAAUACGAUCGGGGCAUAAAUUUAAGUUAAUAUUUUUAGAAGAUAGUAAUUUAAAAGGUGCAACCAUAGCAACAUGUACCAACAUCAGGCAUCACUGGAUUUAG